Drosophila subobscura is the source of this 1807-nucleotide messenger RNA. RefSeq lists its product as uncharacterized. The transcript is spliced from 4 exons. Bases 1 to 1740 code for a protein of 579 amino acids. NCBI's taxonomy places the organism in Eukaryota, Metazoa, Arthropoda, Insecta, Diptera, Drosophilidae. Gene Ontology annotation, cellular component: extracellular region. The record is from RefSeq and is a predicted model, not a curated record. Gene Ontology annotation, molecular function: chitin binding; protein binding. Gene Ontology annotation, biological process: carbohydrate metabolic process.
AUGCUGCGCCCGGGGGAAAAUUUAAAUUGCAAAACUGGUUUCACAGUCAAGGUCGUCGCUUCCGCCCAGCGACGUUGCCACCGAGCGGCGUUAUCAAUGCAAAACUUCAACCCACUCCCACUAAGUGCUCUGUCCAGCAUUAUCAUUGUUAUGCUGUUGAUUAUGUCGACCGUGUCGUCGCUGGAUGCUAUGCGCAUUGACAAUGAUGGAAUAAUCAGCAGCAGCAGCAACCACAGUCGUCAUCGGCGUUCGACUUCCACAGCCAGUUGCAUGCAUGAUGCACGCUUCUAUCGCAAUCCGCAGAGACCGGUGCACAAGAUCUGGACGAAUAGCGAGUGUGCCAAGUAUUUCCUGUGCCUCGAUGGUGAGGUAUUUGAAUUCAAGUGCUCCGAGGGACUGCUCUUCGAUGUGGUGCGUCAGAUCUGCGACUUCAAGGCGAAUGUCGAUAAUUGUGAUGUGAGCGCAGAGACGCCGGCACCCAAGCCGCUGCUGGAAAUGGCCGAUUGUGCGGAUGAGUAUCAGCUGGGCUGCGCCGAUGGCACUUGUCUGCCGCAGGAGUACUUCUGCGAUGGCUCCGUGGAUUGCCCGGAUGGCUCCGAUGAGGGUUGGUGCGAUGUGGAGCAUGAUCCGAAUGCAGCUGGCGCGUGCGACUCGCGAAAGUGCCAAUUGCCGCAUUGUUUCUGCUCAAAGGAUGGCACACAAAUACCGGGAAAUCUCGCUAAGCAGACUGUACCUCAGAUGAUAUUGCUGACCUUCGAUGAUGCCAUCAAUCAUGACAAUUGGGAGCUCUUCUCCAAGGUGCUGUUCACACAGAAUCGUCGCAAUCCGAAUGGUUGCCCCAUCAAGGGCACCUUCUAUGUGUCGCAUCCGUUUACCAAUUAUCAGUAUGUGCAGAAACUAUGGAACGAUGGACACGAGAUUGCUGUGCAUUCAGUAACCCAUCGUGGUCCCGAGCUGUGGUGGUCCAAGAAUGCCACAAUUGAGGAUUGGUUCGAUGAGAUGGUGGGCCAGGCGAAUAUUAUCAACAAAUUUGCUGCCGUACGCAUGGACGAGAUACGGGGCAUGCGUGUGCCAUUCCUGCGCGUGGGUUGGAAUCGUCAGUUUCUGAUGAUGAAGGAAUUUGGCUUCGUCUACGAUGCCUCCAUGGUGGCACCGCACUCCAAUCCCCCACUGUGGCCGUACACUCUCGACUACAAAAUGCCGCACACCUGCACGGGCGUCAAUCAGAAUUGUCCAUCGAGAAGUUAUCCAGGCAUCUGGGAGUUGGUAAUGAAUCAACUGGAAGCUGGGGAAUACAUGUGCGGCAUGGUGGACAGUUGUCCGCCGCAUCUAAGUGGCGAUGAUAUCUACCGACUGCUGACGCACAACUUCAAGCGUCACUACCUGAGCAACCGAGCGCCCUUUGGCUUGUAUUUCCACUCCACUUGGUUCAAAAAGAUUGACUAUCUGAAUGCAUUUUUGAAAUUCCUCGAUGAUCUGCAAAAGCUGCCGGAUGUGUAUUUUGUGACCAAUCAGCAGGCGAUUCAGUGGAUGCGUCAUCCGACGCCCAGCAAUCAAAUGCAUCAGUUUGAGGCUUGGCACUGCCAGCCCAAGGAGUUGGAUGAACACGAAAAGGUCUGCAACAUACCCAAUGUGUGCAAGGUGCGCAGCAGAGUGCUCCAGGAGGAUCGUUACUUCUACACGUGCAUGGAGUGUCCCGCACAGUAUCCCUGGAUACGAAACGAAUUUGGCCUGGACUGAGGGCAGCUAACGAAAUUCUAGAUUUAAGCACUUAAUUUAUGUAUGUGUCGCCGCUAAAUAUAUUUAA